CCAGGUGGGGAAAAAUCUACGAAAAAGAAUUCACAUCUUGAAGAACAGUAAAUGUACCAAAACUUAAAAUUACAACUUUUCAAAAUUACAACCGGUAAGAAAUAAACGGAAAAUUUACAAUUUAUACCCAGAGAACUACAAGCUAAAGCUUUUGCUUCUGAUCGCUUAACAAGCUUUUGUAAGUACUGUUUGCGAAACGAAAUAUAGCACGCAAAGCCCUCGUCGUGUCCCCAUGCACAUUGAUUGAAAAUACAGCUCCACGUCCACUUGCAUCCGUGGAAGAUACCUAAAAAUAUUGUGAUUGUAUUCAAACUUCCCUUUAGCAUUUUACCUUUGGACUUACAAUACUAUACGCUUCCCAGUGAGAUUCCAAGUAGUUUAACUUAUAACUUUUUCAAAAAGGCAACACAUAUUUGGUCCAGCAGCUCCUGAGCGGCUUUCACGACUGCCUGCAGCCUUACUCGUAACGGAGAAAUCCGCACAAAUUCUGGCUGUACUUGGCACAGCUCGCAAGACCUACGAUUCCUUUUCCGCGUUCGCGUGCAAUCAGCCUUUUCCGCGUUCGCGAGUGCCACACGUUAGUUUUUUUUUCUGUCUCCCCAGAAACAGAAAGAAUACGCGACGAAUAAGCUCAUUAACAGCACGACAGCUGCAGCUGCUCGGGUACUUAAGUAUCGUAGUCACUUCGUUAUCACCGAUUCAGGCACCGCUGCGAAGCGUCCUGUUUAUAAUCUUACAAAAAUUUUUCAACGACAAGCACUAAAAAACUUUCAAAACGCCAUGAUGGAUAGCAAGCUAUAAACUAUCGAAGCAGAUUUCACUGUACAGACAGUAUCGGGAAGCCCAUAAAUCAACUCGAUUUCAAACCAACCGUCGCAGGAGGUGUCAAGUGGCUUUCUGUUGCCCAAAGGUGCUUCCUGCUUCAACUGGUCGCAAAGCGAGGAUAAGGGGACAGUGUUACGUCGUGUAUUUUUAUACAUACGAUUUGUACAGUGACUGAUAUUUAUAUCAACGCCGUAUUAAUUAGUGCUUGUUUCAGCAAGCAAGGACGAAAAGAUCAAGAUGCCGCCCAAGGCAGCGGGACCAGCUGCGGCUCAAGCUGCACAGAUCAAGCUGCCGAGCCCGGUAAUCGAAGCGCCUAUGCAGAUAUCAAAUGCAAAAGUGUGUGGGUCUGGAAGAUUGCAAACUUGUGAUGCUGUGUUUGGAUUCUAAAAAAAAUUGUAUUGCAUGACCAGCAAGAGGACUCCAGUUUCCCCUACGCGGAGAGGGCAUUUCUCAUGCGGUAGAGGUAUCGCAAAGCCCUCUAAAAAUCUGUGAUGCUACGGCAUUCAUCACAGACAUCAUGGCUCAUGGAAAAUAUGCAUGACAAAUCUAGAAAUCUUCCAGACCCACACACUUUUGCAUUUGAUGGCAGUUGCGUGACAGCGCGGUCAAGAUUCCCGGGGAAGAGGCAAAGAUCAACAACCGGGUCUUCCUAUGGCGCAGAGAAAUUCACUCGCGCCAGAUAAAAACCAAAGUCGGGCCGCGGCCGUUCGUGCCACCAAAAAAAAUUCUCUUUGGAGGGUUUCAGCGCGAAAACGAACUGCUUUUAGCAUUACAAACUGCGCGCGGUAUUCCUGAAAAUUGCCGAUGUCUCCAUACCUCGUCUCCCCAUUCUUACAGAGUCAGUUUUUGGUGGCGCGACUUGUUCAGCAAAUCAAAGUUGGUCUUUGUCUGGUGCGGGCGUUCUUUUCCGGCGAAUACUUCGAGUGCCAUCACCUGCAAGUGAUGACGCCGACGGACGAGCCGGAUUGGCAAGGGCCGGCGGUCAACGGUGCAGCAUAUGAAGUGUGAGAAAAUAUGUUGUCACGGCACUAUGAGCAACGUGUAGACUAUUUUGACUUUGGCUGCGGCGUGUUUGUAGGUUUAUCAACUUUCUAGCGUGUGCAGCACCACGAUGGGAGUCAGUGUUGAUCUGUGCUACAGAUCAACACUGACUGUGAUGCAGCGUAGUUCUUAUGCAUGAUCAUUCUGAAUUCGAGACGGAGACAUGCAGUACUUGAUCAAGGAACAGGGAUCAGUUGUACACCUUGCUUGUACUACCGUGAAAGCGUCUUUCUAGUGCAUAUCGAGCAAACGAUUCCGUACAAAAAAGCGGAGCACCUUAUGGAAUUCUCAAAUAUCACAUUCUCCACUGUUACAAGAUUUGUCAUGCAAAAUUGCAAUCAGAAUCGGAACGAUCAAGCUGCUUCGCAUAACAAAUUCUCGGAGGGCCAAACAGGCCGAGAGCCUGCGUAAAAUCGGUCACGCAAGACGCGCAAGGCCGCCCCUUUCACUUUUGCUAGUCUAGCAUCACAAAGUCACGUAAAAGGUGAGAACGUAAUAUUUGAGAACGCCAUACACCUGAAACUGUCCCUGCCCCGCUAUCAUAAGGAAAAAUCCCCUCUCCCCAUAUCGAAAAGAAAACUAUUGUGAUGCUGAUUUGUGACGGCAAAUCGACUUUGUUGCUAGAAGGGCAAGAGACGCAGCUGGUCCCUCGUUUGCAUGCAAUUUGUCAUGCUAUUUCCCGUUUCCAGUUGCUUCCUGUCAGGCUGAAGACGCAAGGCCUCCCCACGGCAGACACCACCACAAUUCGCGCCUCUUCCUUUGUAGCGUGACAAUGAGAUUUGUGCUCGCAAAUCCAAAUCUCUUUGAGUAUGGGGAGGGGGGAUUUUCCCUCUGGAUACCCGCGGAGAAGGGGAGUGGAAGGUCGGCCACCUCGGCGCGGGCGCGUUCGGCCAUGUCGUACGGUGCGGGAGGAAAAGGCCCGGCGACCGCGAGAGCGACGUGCGGUACUACGCCAUAAAGGUGAUCAAGAACAUCCGAGACAGGGAUCCCAAUGAAAAGAUCCGGUCGAUUCGCGAGGGCAUCUGGAGCCUCCUGAUGAAAAACGGGCUGGUAUCCUGAGAAAAAACGUCCCCACCCCAGAGUUGUCAUGCAGAUUUGCACUUCCAGGAACUGAACAUGUGCAUCCUCAGGAGAACAAGCAUUUGCAGUCGUGAUUUAGAAUUUGUGAUGCUGUAAACACGAAGAUCAGAGGAUGGCUUUGCGAUGCAGCUGUCCUUGCUAACCCGCAUUACAAUACAGACAAGAUAAAAACUUGUCAUGCGUGAUUCCCAAAACAGGUGGCUACAACGGAUUUGUGUUGCAAAAUUCCCAUCUUCACUGUGGGGCGGGAACCUUUUUACACAGGAUAGCACGAUUACACGGGGAUCAUCCGGUGCUUCGGCGUGUGGUUCGACCCGUACGCCAACUCGUUUUGCAUCCUCAUGGAAGAUAUCAAAUGCAAAUAUGUCUGGGUGGUCUGGAAGAAAACAGAUAGUUCUUGUCUUGCAGGUCUUUAUUCGUGCGCAAAAAGGAGAAGGUGUGGAAUGCGCACAGACGAGCAUGACAAAUUCUGCAGAAAUUACUCCAAGCCUAGACUGCAUGAGAAAUGCCCUCUCCUGGACACUUAAGUCGGACAUUGCAGAUUUUUUCCUAAUUCAGAAUCCGCAUGAGGACGAGGCGCACGCAACCUUCCAGACCUACUAGACACAUUUGAGAUCCAUAGAGGAGGGAGUCUUCACAUUCGACGACAAGAGAGUCGACGUCGACAACGAGAACGUGAAAGAAAUGCUGCCAAGCUGGGUCGGUCAAACGAUGUCGGCCUUGAAACGGUUGACGCAGAUGAGAGUGAUCCACCGCGAUAUGAAGGCCCAGAACAUGAUGCUGGUAGUGGACACAGCGAAGCUCGGCGGCAGACCCUUGCCCGCGAAACACGACGAUCGCAUUUGGCAGUAUCUCCGUGCGGUGCUAAUGGACUGGGGGUGUGCGAAAGGUAUUGACGGGAGGAGAUUUUGUAGUAAGGGAUUUUUGUAGAAUAUCUUAACGGUUUCCUUCUUCUUCAUUCCCGAUCCAAUUCUCACACGACAUGCUUGUAUCAUUUUUCAGGUCGCAUCGCUACAGUGCUAAAAUUAUUCCAACAUUUCAUCAACGUACCAAAGGCGUCGAUGCGAAACCGGGCAAGAAUGGAGGGCACUCUCCGAGGGGAACCGUCGGAACGGACGACUACCAUCCCCUGGAGUCGAGAUUCAACAUAUCGGAGGUAAAUGUGUCUGGGUCUGGAAAGUUUGGAACUUUUGAUGCUGUCUUCGGAAUCUAGAAAAAUCUGUAUUGCAGCAUGACCAGCAAGAGGAACCCAGUUUAUGCCACGCGGAGAGGGCAUUUCUCACGCGGAAUAAGUAUAGGAGAGCCCUUUAAAAAUCUGUAAUGCUAGGCCAUGCAUGACAGGCACCAUGUUUGUGGGUCAUACAAAAUUAUACAUGAGAAAACCCGGCGAUCUUCCAGACGCAGAUAACACAUUUGCAUUUGAUACAACAGACGGAACCGUGAGGAAAAUCAAGUGGCAAACGACCUCAACAUAUACCACGACCUCUGGCCGUUCGGGAUGAUUUUGUUCGAGUUGCUCUUGCGCUUGAAGUAUGGACUGCAAAUAUGUCUGGGUCUGGAAAUUUGUAAUGCUGGGCUGUGAAAAAUAGUAAGUGCCCUUCUAUGCACAAACAGUCAACUCAAGCCUGUCGUAGGAAUAUUUGUGCGGCUCUAAGUCGCGCUUUCUGCAUCACGACAGGCUGCGUUUGGGCAUGACGCGCAUAGCUUCUGGGACGCACCACGAAGUCUUCAGUCAUGCCAGACAAGCAUUACAAACCUUGCAUUCUUCCCGACCCAGACGGAUUUGCAAUGCAUAUGAACUUCCGGGGAAUGCCACUCAUAACGGGAGUGAUGGAGAGGUGCGGUUACUGGAGCGCCGAAACCAGGAACUGGAUCGAAGAAAAUGUAGUAGUAAAAUACGAGGGCGAGGACAAAGAAUUCGACUCGGAGGUGUGGGAGUACUACGCGUGGAUCCACUUCUGCAACGUCGCGGGCCGCUCUGUCGACGCGGCGGAGACCGAGGGCACUACCAACACUGCCGCUAUCAAAUCCAAACUCAGCCGCUAUCAAGUGCAAAAAUGUCUGGGUCUGGAAGAAUGCACGAUUUGUCAUGCGUAUUUCAAUUUCUCAUGACCCAUGAUGCCUGUAAUGCAUGGCCUAGCUGCAUCGCAGACUUGUAGAGGGCUUCCUGAUGCACCUGCCGCACGAGAAAUGCCCUGUCCCUAUAGCAAAAACUGUACCCCUCUUGCUGGUCAUGCAAUACAAAUUUUUUAGAGUCCAAAACCAGCAUGACAAGUUGCAAUCUUCCAGACCCAGACACUUUUGCAGUUGAUAGCCGUGAGCAGGUGAAGGCGAUAAGCAGGGUCACCAAGGAGCUGCAGCAGGAGGCGGCGCAGAAGGAUCCCAAGAUCGCGCAGCUGGCGUAUGGGUUCUCAAACGUUAUAUUCCUAGCUGCAUUUGCAUGAAUUUGCCAUGCAAAAUUAACAUAAACCACUUCUCGACCAAGCUGCUUUGCGUGACAAAUUGCCGAAGGGCUACACAGCCUGUAAAUCUGAGCAAAGUCUGUAAUGCGACGCGCGCAAGUACAACCAGCGCCCACGUUUUACUGUUGCUAUUAUGAUUGCAUCACAAAUUCAACAUGUAUAUAACAGUUGGGAAUGUAACAGUUGAGAAUCCCAUAUCGCGAGGCAGCUAAUGCAGGGUAACCCAACGGACCGCUAUAAGGCCUUCAGCAGGGACAAACUGGAAACCGACUACGGGAUCGAAAUCCCCAACGACUGGGUGCGAGGUAGCUCCGACGUCGAGGCCGGAGACUUUGGUCACUCGCCGCAGCAGUUGGCCGACAAUCUCCAGCCCUUGGCCGAGCUAUGAGAGUGCACGACCCCCUUUCGCCGACCUCAUUUGUCACACGACCAAACCGGAAUCCGACGUUGGUCUUUCGCAUUGUCUUGCAUGACAAGUCAGUGCAAACCCAGCAGCACCACGAUAAAGCCGUAAACUUGUCAUGCUGCAAAAAAGGACAUUUCUCCCGACGUGCUCUCUUUUGCUUCUUCUUUUCUUGUGCCGUUCAAACGAGGGGAAGGGAGGUCGCGCACCCUCAUACGAAGACAUGAUGGAGCAUUACAAGGACGGCGGUCAGAAGUUGAGCCAGCACUUGAUCGACAUUCUGAAAAACAUGACGACCGACCACAACAAGGAAAAGUACUCCGAGCUUUGCAGCCAGCAACAGUUGGCUGAGGCACGGGCCUCGGACUUCUGGGGCGGGGAGCGACCGCCAUGUAUUGCACACAUCUUACUAUAAUAUCGAUGUCAAUGAUGAUCAAUGUGUACAGUACUGCAGGUAGUACCUUUUUUGAGGAUACCGUGAAAGAGAACGUACUGAAGUGUUAAAAGAAUAGACUGUAUUGAUGGUGGUGAUCGGAAUAAAUAACGAUGCGCAACAAUAAAUCCAUUCAUUCUGUUUUGAAAGUUAGUGAGCUGAUAUUAUGCUCGAAAUGAUGGAAAUAAAAACUGAACCUCUCUACAGACGCUUCCCCCAGCAGGAAGAGCCAGAAUCCCAGGAACCUGAAUCUGGAAGUGAUGGUGCCGCCGGCGCCGCCCCGCAACGCGAAUGAGGUCAACCCCCUGCCGCUGCCCGGCGUAUUCCUGAAGGUGUCCAACGACAUGACGCGCGAAAUAAGUAACGAGCAGGUGGAUUUGCAGAUGCUCCUGGACCGCUGGGGCACGGAAAAGCCGACGGACUCGAACACCGGAAAGCAGAUGGGUAAGCAGAAGGUGGACACAAAGAGGAACGAGGGGAUGCCCAUUAUUCGGCUGCGCAAAUACAGGGGCCACUGGGAGGACGAAGACACGGUUUUGGUCCACAACGCGGAGCAGCUCGCGAAAAUGUGUCUCCACUCCGGGGUGUGCAAAGAGCGAUUCGGCGGCAGGCCCGAGCUGCAGACCCUGUACCUGUAUCAAAUGCAAAUAUGUCUGGGUCUGGAAGACUGCGAGAUCUGUCAUGCAGUUUUUGCAUGAGCCAGCGCCAGAUCGUCUGGCAUGCAAGCUCUAGCAUCACAGAUUUGGAGCGAGUAUCUCAAUGCCAAAUCCGCAUGACAGAUCCCCUCGCUCGGAAACAAAAGGCGCGGCCUUUUGCUAGCCAUGCAUGACAGAUUUUCUCAUGAUUUAGACUUCGCAUCACAAAUUCGAAUCCUCCCAGACCCAGACAUUUUUGCAUUUGAUAAUUUCACCUCGUACCCCGACCCGCUCCCGGCUGUAGCAGAAGGUGGCGACGACGACAAGAAUAUGGCGGGAGAGGAAUAG
Molecule: messenger RNA, 7227 nt
Organism: Amoebophrya sp. A120
Lineage: Eukaryota; Dinophyceae; Syndiniales; Amoebophryaceae
Source: the annotation of a GenBank genome assembly